AUGGCGGAUAUGGCAUGCUCCUUUUCCAGUGACUGGUCCAACACUCCUUCCGACGGUUCUUCAAGAAGCAACCGCAACUCCUCUUCAAGUGGAUCUUCUUUCCCUUCGCCAGAUGGCGUCCAGACCGUUGCCAAUGGCCAGGUUCAGGUCACCAACCCCGCCCGAACCAAUUUCCUCAAAUACUUCGAGACCGCUCCGCCAAAUUUUGUCGGCAACGCUGCGGUCGACUUGGACAAACUUGGAAUCGUCUUCCAAUAUGCAAAUCUCUUCUAUGUCGUCUAUGAAAAGACUCCCGACCCAGAAGCGGGCACCACAAGCCCAACGCUAGAGCGAGGAUGGCUGCAUUCGCCCACAAUCGGCACCUAUCUCCGCCAGGAGUGGAAUUCGCUUCCCAAGGAGCAGGUGGGCAAAUGCGGUCAUGGAUACUGCCCGACCGACAACAACCGGAAUGGAUGGUGGCGUGUGCACAGCAAGAUGAUGCAGCAAGUCCGGACUGGCUGCUUUAUCCGAGCUGUGCAGCUGGACGAUGAAGCGAUGGGCCGACAGCGACAUGGAAUCGAGUAUGCACGUUACCUGGGUUCUGAACUGGCAAGGGUAGUGGAUGCUCUGUAUGGUGUCAAGGCCGUCCAACAGGCUGCUUUGAACCGGGAGGCAGAUGCAUUGAUGAGUCAGUUUAUUGUUCCUGAAAUGCUAUAGCGUACCAUAUCGAGACGGAACUCCCGACCCAACGCUUUGCCCCUCGAUCAAUAAACUGCACAAUUAAAUGGGAAGUUGUAUUCAUGGAAGAUCGUUAUCCUUUUGUUCCACAAUACCCAAC
This is a messenger RNA of Dothidotthia symphoricarpi CBS 119687, 817 nucleotides long. RefSeq lists its product as uncharacterized. The record is from RefSeq and is a predicted model, not a curated record. NCBI's taxonomy places the organism in Eukaryota, Fungi, Ascomycota, Dothideomycetes, Pleosporales, Dothidotthiaceae. The transcript has a single exon. Bases 1 to 696 code for a protein of 231 amino acids.